This is a messenger RNA of Spodoptera litura, 1163 nucleotides long. Its product is annotated as lipase member H-A-like. Gene Ontology annotation, biological process: lipid catabolic process. NCBI's taxonomy places the organism in Eukaryota, Metazoa, Arthropoda, Insecta, Lepidoptera, Noctuidae. Gene Ontology annotation, molecular function: serine hydrolase activity; lipase activity. The record is from RefSeq and is a predicted model, not a curated record.
CGUUUUAUAAAAACGGAUAUGAAUCGAGAACUUACAUGCAGUAACCAUUGGUCUCGUGAACAUGAAGAUUUUGGUUGUAGUAGCAGCUUUGGUGGCGUUGUGCUCCGGCCACGCUCUACCCACCGUCCCAGGAGACAACAGCCAUUAUGUUGAGGGAGAGAGCCGCUACAUCUGGAUGCCUGAUGGUGAAGGAACACCUGUCCUUGUUGACCUCAAUGAGCCAGUCGAUGAAGCGCUGCUGAACUCUAGGAACGGAGCCAACAACGCAUACUGGCUAUACACCAGGAGUAACCCUAACAACGCUCAAGUCAUUGUUAAUGGGAAUGCAAACACAAUCUGGAGCUCUAAUUACAACGGUGCUCGGCCCUUGAAAAUCAUCGUUCACGGAUGGAACAACAAUGGAAAUACUGCCAUGAACCCACUUAUUACUUCUGCCUUCCUUGCUGUCAUGGACUGCAACGUCAUCGUAGUAGACUGGCGCGCUCUUGCUAACUCCGCGUAUAACACUGCCGCCGCUGGUGUUCCCAGUGUAGGCCAGCACCUCGGCAACUUCAUCAAUUGGCUCAUCAACACAGCUGGUGGUAACUGGAACCAAGUCCACUUCGUAGGAUUCAGUUUGGGUGCUCACGUUGUCGGAAAUGCUGGACGACAAGUUAGUGGUCGCGCUGCACGUGUUACUGGUUUGGACCCCGCUGGCCCUGGUUGGUCUAACAACGGCAACGCUUUGAACAGCAACGCAGCUCAAUACGUUGAGGCUAUCCACACUGAUGGCCACAUUCUUGGUAUUCACAACCCUAUUGCUAACGCUGACUUCUACCCUAACGGUGGUAAAAACCCUCAGCCUGGUUGUUGGAUAAGCACAUGCUCCCACGGUCGUUCAACUGAGCUGUUCGCCUCUACCGUGCGCCACAACCACUUGAUCGGUAGACAAUGCCCCAACAUCUGGGAAGCUGAACUCGGAACCUGCAGUGGAGCUUCCUUCCACAUGGGUAACUCCAUUGUUACCAAACGCGGAAACGGUCUCUUCGCACUCAGAACGGGAUCAAGCUGGCCUUUCUAAACAAUCAACUCUGCCUUAACAAAAUGUGGACAUCUGAAUAAUUAUAUUACAAUUUUAAAUAAGAAUCUGAAUAGUUAAAAUUAUUAAAUUGCUCUUAAUUUAC